UUUCGAAGACUUCAGGAGAUUCUCGGAGCACCGGGUAACCUGCUGAGGCCGUUUGGUGGUGUCGGCAACACUCGCACACGGUGGCAGUGAAGCGGUGCAUGCCGGCUUUUUGUUUGCUUGUUUAAUCUGCCGGUGUUCGAGCUGGAGUGUUGUGAGAUAAUCGCGGCUCCUGUGAGUUAAUAUUUUGGUUGAAUGAGACUGAACCUUUCCAAGAAAACAGUGAUUACGGAGGGCUCGGUGGUGGGGACUUUCAGAAUUUGAGGUGAAUAGUCCUUGCUGUUAAUCUGUCAUCUUGAUCCCAAGAACCUUACGUGUUCAACACGACUGCCUGUAUACCAUCUGCAGCUGCUGAAACUGAGGCCUCGGAUGCUGAAGGGUGAAGGCUAUCGGGAAGCUGAAGAGGAUUUAGUGAAGAGAUGCAAACGUGCUCUAAAGGAAUUCAGUUUGUGUAGUCAAGACUGUUCCACUGCACAAACCAAGCACAGAAGGUUUGCUUUAAAGACACGCCCCUGCUCUGAAUUAAAGUGGUAAUGUAUGUGCACCUUAUGAGAACAGAGAAAGCUGAAAGAUUUCAAGCUGCUUGCCAAGAUGACCCCUUUUAUUCUGUGGAAUUGUUCACCUAUGCUAUUCUACCUGCUUCCAGAAUUUCAAAGUUUUGCCUUCAUCUUCAGACUCUUAUCAAUGGCUUUUUCAAAAUACCUACACAUCAGAAAAAAACAGUUUACCUCUGUCAGCUUUUGAUAAGAAUUGCAAAAGGAAAAACCCUCGAAUUAGAGUUUGAAAAUGGUCGAACAAUUUCACCUUUGGAAUCUGCUCUGGCUUUCUGGACUUUACUUGAAAAGGAAGAAAUUAAACUGGAAAAGCUUCAUGAAGAUAUUCAUCGCUUGAUUCAAAUUCAGAUUGUAGCAGUUCAUAUGGAAAAUGGAUAUUUUAAGGAAGCUACCGAACUUCUUGAAAGGCUGUUUACAGACUCUGAAUCAGAUAAGCCUUUAAGGAUGAAGCUGGCAACCAUAAUUAAAAACAAGGAUCCAUAUGUUCCUCUUCUCCAAAGCUUCAGUUACAGUCUUUUAAUAAGUAAAAUCAAGUUCUACAUUGAACUUUUCAUGAAAGAAAAGGAAACUGACUUCUUAAUACAGGAAGCCACAAAAUAUGCAGAGUCUAAAGGAUUGGAAGUAACAACAUUGCAAAACAAAUCUAUGAAUGUCAGUGAAAAUGACGAAAGUAAUUUGGUCACAAAACAAAGAUUGGUGAAAGAGCAACAGUAUAUCACAAAUCAGUCACCUGGAGACAUAAAAAAAUCCACAGAAAGGCCUUAUUCAGGGCAGAAACACACAGGGAGCAGAGUUCUUCAGAGUCUCAACAACUUACAGAAUGUGGAAAACCAUGGAGUUUCAGCUUGUGGCCGAAGAAGACAGCGAUGGACUUACAAAGAAGACUUGGAACUGAAAUCAGGAGUAAAGAUGUUCGGAGUGGGUAACUGGGCUAAAAUUUUGGCCCAUGGUAACUUCAACAACCGAACAAGUGUCAUGUUAAAAGACCGGUGGAGAACAUUGUGCAGGAUUGACCUAGCCUAGCUUUCCAGAAUAACAACUUAUUUUAGUCUCAAAGUGUCCAGCAGUGUUGCUGUCCUAAAAUGUGAAACAGAAUAGUAAUAGGUAUAAAACAUUUAUGUAAGCAAAGUUGUUCAGGUGAUGACUUUAAUGUGAAACCUAAUACACAGUGUGAACUUUAUGGCAGAUGAACCUUGGCUAACAUUAAAAAAGUUCCUUAUUACUAGUUAAAAAUGCUCAUAUGUAACAGUGACAUGAAGUUCUGAGAAGUCUACUUCCUUAACACUGACUGUGGAGUCACCUAUGAAGGUGGGUGAACAUGUGAACUGCAAUGUAGAGGAAGAAUACUUACGCACUUGUAGUGUAAACAGUUGUCUAGAUGAUGCUGGGAAGGAAUCAAGGAUCUAAACUGAAAUCUGGUUUUAACACUCAAACUUUCAUUUUUAUUUACUCUUGCUAUUCAGUGAUGACAGUAACUAUCGUCAGACUUGAGAAUGUUUGGCUGGCUCGCUACUGAGUAGGAGCAGUGCCUGUAGACAGGGCUGUGGCCAGCAGAGAAUGUAAACUUCAGGAAAAGCAACUACUAUGAUUAGAAAUAUUAGCUCUUAAUUACCAAAGAGAAACAUGGAAACAUGCUUCUAGUGUUCUAAUAGAAAAUCAGUCUUAGCAUUUUGUAUUAAGGCA
Molecule: messenger RNA, 2234 nt
Organism: Corapipo altera (White-ruffed manakin)
Lineage: Eukaryota; Metazoa; Chordata; Aves; Passeriformes; Pipridae
Gene: TERF1
Product: telomeric repeat binding factor 1
Exons: 11
Coding region: 531-1574 (347 amino acids)
Biological process (GO): telomere maintenance
Cellular component (GO): nucleus; chromosome, telomeric region
Molecular function (GO): telomeric repeat DNA binding; protein homodimerization activity
Source: RefSeq, a predicted model, not a curated record